Molecule: messenger RNA, 1836 nt
Organism: Microbotryum saponariae
Lineage: Eukaryota; Fungi; Basidiomycota; Microbotryomycetes; Microbotryales; Microbotryaceae
Source: the annotation of a GenBank genome assembly
AUGCUUUCGACCCCUCUUCGAUUCCUGCACAUCCCUCUGACCGAGUUAUGCCUGGCCACCGUACUCAGAUCGGGCCAGUCGUUCAGAUGGCAACGCUUCGACGCGAUUCAGGCCACACGUCCAGAUGCCGGCGUCGCGAGCACCUCCACAUCAUCGCUGUCCGGAAAUGAGCAAACGCUUGGUGAUGAGGUGUCGACAAAGCAGGGACCGGUAGAGUGGGCUUUUGGGUGGGGUGAUCGGACCGUGUGUUUGAGGCAAGAUGGUCAGUGGGCAACAGUCGAACUUCCCCCCUCCCCCCCCCUCCCCCUGGCGUGACGCCGACGCGUUUCGCGAUACGCGCAAAUUGCAGCCGCGUCUACAUCGAUGGGAAGCUAACAGUCUUUCGCCGCACGCAUACAGACCAAGGCAUCUACUACCGAGCCUUGUACCCCUACCACCACCGCAACGCGCUCUUGGUCGAUCUCGAAACGAAUAGCACUUUGGCCUUGCUGCGCCACUAUUUCAACCUCGACUCGACACCGCUUGUCGCUCUUUAUGCCGAUUGGUCCGCAAGGGAUCCGCACUUCAAGAAGAAGAUCGAGAAAGAGUCGGAACGACUCAAGGGGAUUCGAGUACUGAAUCAAGAUCCCUGGGAGAACCUUAUCAGGUCGGCUGUGGUUUAUGGGCAGAGACUCUUGUCAGUCGACGCUGAGUCUGACCGCUUUCACGCUCAAACCACCCACCACAGCUUCAUCUGCUCUGCCAACAACAACAUCUCGCGCAUCACGUUGAUGGUCAACCGAGUGUGCGAGGCUCUGGGUGAAAGAUUACCCCACCCCACACUUUUCGACCCCUCGACGGUCUGCGAAAACGUGGCUUCGGUGCCCGCAGCCCCGCCAACUUGCCCGUCGACAGCCGAACCCUCGAUGUAUGCAUUCCCCUCUCCGACCUCUUUCGCCCAAUCCAACACCGACGCUCUCCUUCGCCAUCUCGGCUUCGGCUAUCGAGCACCCUACAUCGCCUGGUCGUCCCAACACCUCUUGGACCAUUCCGUCUCCCUCCAACUCACGCCAGACGAAUACCUCGCUUCGCUCAAGCAAAUCAACUUCGAGAACAGGGGCGGGAUCGAAGCUGCUCGAGAGGAAUUGUUGAGGUUCAAGGGUGUAGGGAGGAAGGUGGCGGAUUGUGUGCUGUUGUUCUCUUUGGGGUGGACACAAACAGUGCCUGUCGAUACGCAUGUCUUCCAAGUAGGUGUAAGCCCUCCUUGAGGACCGCCCAUGUUCUCAUCUGACUCCGACCUCACUGUCCUUGAUCCAGAUCGCCAUCCGCGACUACGCCUUCCCUUGUUCCAAAGCCACGGCACUCACGCCCCUCCUCCACGAUCGAGUUGCCAACAAACUAGUCCAACUUUGGGGUCCUUACGCUGGCCACGCGCAACAGGUACUCUUCUUUGCCGAUUUGAAACCUGCUUCACCCGGUGCUGGCGCGGCCAAGGGGGUUAAAAGUGUGCUGGAGUUGGGCAAGUUUGAGGAAGAUGUCGUGAAGGAGGAGAGGAAACCUACAUGGCAGGAAGAGGUGGAUGAAUUGAUGAGGACACCUGGGAUCAAGAGGAGGAGGGUACAAGUUACGACGACGCCGACAACGAUGACGAUGAUCAAGCAGGAAGUUGGAGUUGAAAUUGUGGGUACCAAGGUCAAAGUCGAGGAUGCGUACCCUUCACCGGCUUCAUCGACGUAUACUUCAUCACCUUCUUCGAGGAGAGGAGCGGGAGCCAAAAAGAGAGGGAGGAGCGGGAGGAAUUUGAAGGAGGAGCAGGAGAUGGAGGUCAUGUCGAGGAAGAGUCCGAUCAAGGGCUGA